ACCGUGUUCUUCGCGAAAAUUUCGCUCCCAAGCCUUCAGUUCAGACUUCAGUUGGGCGAGCUCGCUCAUUAAGAGAUACAGAAGGCGCGUUCGUCGCGGUUUUCAACGCGAGGCCAGUGACAAUCAGGCAAGUGGCCGUUGAGUGGCUGUGCACCAGCUCACUCGAUGUGAACUUGAAGGGUAAACACACAGACUCAUUGAGCAUAGAUUCUCCAAUGUAUUGUUUCUCACUAGGACCAAUUUCACUGCGACUGAGCAGUUCAUCUUUGGUUCUUGUUGGCGCGUGGUAUACAAUCUUUGCGACUUCAUCGGUCUGGAGUGGUGCUUUGAUCCGUCUUCCCAAAUGGGUUUUUAUUUUACUGCUUCUGGCUCCUUUUUUGAUGGCCGUCAUUCAUGGAAGAAUUCCCCAUCUGAGGCGAACGCCUGAAGGGGAACUGUAUGGGGGCUUUCAUCUGCCCUUGAAUAUGCUUCCUGGUCGUGAGUAUGGCCCCCCUGAGACGGAGUGGCUCAAUAUGGGUUAUUGGGAGAACACAACCAUAUUCCCUGAAGCAUGCGAAGCGCUAGCACUGCGAGUGGCGUCUAUGGCUUGUGUGCAUUCUGGUCAUGUUCUCGAGGUCGGGUUUGGAUGUGGCGAUUCUCUGUUGCUCCAAUUACGACACCCUUCAAUUCCCAGGCCAGUGACAAUCACAGGGAUCACGAGCCUCCCCAGUCACUUCCAUCGAGCCAAACAGCGGAUCGAGCAAGCUGACCUUAAAGAGAAAAUUCCCACUCGGUUGUUUCUGGGUGAUGCCGUAUUUCGCGAAGGGACGAACCCAUCAUCGCUUACAGCCGAACAAGAAGCGACCGUUUCGAUUAUGGAAAGUCAUCCCCUGAGGUAUCCAGGCAAUGAGACCCUAUACUUCGACUCUAUUCUUGGGGUAGACUGUGCAUAUCACUUCAAGACACGAAAUCUCUUCCUACGCCAAUGCUACGAUCGCUUGACGCCGGGAUCUGGUCGACUCGCCCUUGCUGACAUGUGCUUCGAGCCAACAUCCUCCACACCCUUGACAUACCUGUCGAAAAUCAUCGCCUUCAUCCUGCGCGUUCCCUCCGCCAAUCUUAUUGGAAGACGAGCUUAUCGAGAAUCAUUGGAGAAGAUUGGUUUUGAUGAGAUAGUCAUCGAGGACAUUUCGUCGAGCGUUUAUUCAGGGUUUACCGCAUUCCUUCGCACUCGCGGCAUCAUGUGGGUGCUAUUCGCGAAUAUCAUCACGAUUUGGCAUAAGGGGGGAGGAAAAUUUGUUCUCGUCAGCGCUCGUCGAAGUUAAGACUCAUCCUUCGGGCGCCUUUGUGGGUAGUGUGGACUAGGGGAGGUAGAGUUGACCUAGGUCAAUCGAACUGUCCCAUUUCUUGGUUUAUAGAAUCCUGUCGGAUGUUCGGCUUCUCCUUUGUGAUCACUGAG
Cantharellus anzutake is the source of this 1438-nucleotide messenger RNA. RefSeq lists its product as uncharacterized. Lineage: Eukaryota; Fungi; Basidiomycota; Agaricomycetes; Cantharellales; Hydnaceae. The transcript is spliced from 5 exons. The record is from RefSeq and is a predicted model, not a curated record. Bases 216 to 1304 code for a protein of 362 amino acids.